AUGCCUUCUUCCAGCCAGAUCUUCUCCGUCCUCGCGGCUAUCGCCGUUGCCUCCGUCAACGCCGCCAUGGGCCCUUCCUUUAGCACUGGCCCUGUUGGCUCUGGCUCAUGGAUCCGUGAGGCCACCUCGACUCUCAUCCUCCCCGAUAUUCCCCAAGGAUCUACCGGUGUUGCCUCUCUCUGGGUUGGAAUGGGCACUGACAAGGGCGACUUGAUUCAAUCUAUUGCCGAUAACUGGGACUCAAACGAGUGGAGCAUUUUUGCCUACACUCUCACCAAGACUGGAGAGAACUCUCAGCUACCUGUUCAGGAUGAGGACCCUACUCCCGCCAAGAAGGGUGACCGCAUUACCAUGCACUACAAGUAUGACGACUCUACCCAGGAGUACGUCCAGUACGUCUCCAUCAACGGAAAGCAGGUCUCUACACUCUCCACCUCCAAGGACCACAAAGCUAUGGGCUUCGGCAGCUCCGUCGAGUGUGGUGCCGAGGACUGUGGUACCAUCGGUGCUCACCAGUGGGUUGACACUAAGAUCACCCUUGACACUGCCGACUCCGACUACAUCAACACCUUCGGAAAGGGUGAGGGCGUUUCUGGCGAGAUGGCCACUGAGGAUGGUGGAAAGACCUGGGUUAUCAGCGACGUUGAUAUCCCCUCUUACACCUUUUAA
Fusarium coffeatum is the source of this 669-nucleotide messenger RNA. RefSeq lists its product as uncharacterized. The coding region runs from base 1 to 669 and encodes 222 amino acids. NCBI's taxonomy places the organism in Eukaryota, Fungi, Ascomycota, Sordariomycetes, Hypocreales, Nectriaceae. The transcript is spliced from 3 exons. The record is from RefSeq and is a predicted model, not a curated record.